GACGACAUCUAAGGUGCGACGUGGAGGCCGGGGAGAAAGCGUGGCUGAGCACUUGAGGGAUCACUUCUCUCUCCAAAAUGGUGAAAUCGGGUAAACUUCGGUCGGGAACGGCGCAGAAAUUAAAGCGAUGGAAGAAAGGACACAGCAGCGAUUCAAACCCACAGACGAGUCGAUAUCGACAAGCUGCCAGAAGCCGAUUUUUCAGUCGGCCGAUAGAAAAAAGUGAUCUUACGGUUGAUGCCCUGAAACUGCAUAAUGAGCUUCAGACAGGUUCUCUGGAAAGAAAGAAAGAUGGCUUGGAGGAUGCCAUGGAGGAGACGGCAGCGCUCACUGAGCGAACAUCAGGCACAUUUCUGAGCGGACUGUCUGAUUGCUCUAAUCUGACUUUUAGAAAAGUUCAGCGAUACUGGGAAUCCAACUCUGCUGCACACAAAGAGAUCUGUGCUGUACUGGCAGCUGUUACAGAAGUGAUUCGCUCUCAAGGGGGAAAGGAGACAGAGACAGAAUACUUCGCUGCUUUGAUGACGACCCUCGAGGCGGUUGAGAGCAGUGAGUCGCUGGCUGCUGUUGCCUACCUGCUCAACCUGGUAAUGAAAAGGGUACCUGCUCCAGUGCUGAUAAAGAAAUUCUCAGACACAGCAAAGGCCUUCAUGGAUGUCAUGUCAAAACAAGCCACUGCUGACUGUGUGUCCUGUGUUCGAUGGAUCUUGUCGUGCCUGGCCACUUUGCUGAGGAAGCAGGAUCUCUCCGUGUGGAGUUAUCCAUCCACCCUGCAGGUGUAUCAUGGUCUACUCAGCUUCACUGUGCACUCCAAACCAAAGGUGCGUAAAGCAGCUCAGCAGGGUGUGUGUGCCAUCCUGCGUGGCAGUGACUGCAUGUUUGGAGAUAAUGCGCCCAGCCACCAUCCCGCUGCCGUUACCACAGCCAAGUACUGCAUUAAAGAGAUGGAGCAGGCAGGAGGUAGCAAGGAAGAUACGACCACGCUGCAUGUGCUGGGGCUUCUGAAGGAACUGAUUACUACGUUUCCUCUCAGCUCAGUGAAAUCUUGCUGUGAGACUCUUCUUCGUGUGAUGACCCUGAGUCAUGUGCUAGUGACGGCGAGUGCAAUGCAGGCUUUCCACAAACUUUUCAGGGGAAAACCAAAUCCCUCCUCCAUGUCUGCAGAGCUCAAUGCCCAGAUUAUCACGGCUUUGUAUGACUAUAUUCCUAGUGAAAACGACUUGCAGCCACUGCUAGCCUGGCUUGCUGUCAUGGAGAAAGCCCAUGUCCAUUUAUCCAGCUUACAGAGCUCUUUGAGUCUGGGUCACCUUCCUCGUCUCUUUUCCGCUGCCAUGUCCUGUCUCCUUUCCCCCCACACACAGGUCGUCUCUGCCGCCACACAGACUCUGAAGACCCUGAUCAAUGAGUGUGUGGCACCGCAUAUGGCAGAGAUCGGGCCUGUUCUACCCAGUGUAUCUGCUGGUAAUGCGCUUUACGUCUGUAAAAUGUUCCGUGUUGUAGAGGAAGGCUUGUCUUAUCGCUUCCAUGCUUCGUGGCCUUUUGUGCUGCAGAUCCUUGGCUGCUUCUACAGAGCUGCAGGGAAACAGGCUCAUCCUGUUAUGAUGAAGAGUCUGCAGUCUCUGAGUGACCUACGUGCGACGCCACAGUUCCCAUUCUGUGGCGAGUUGGAUUUGGCAGUAGGGGGCGCAGUGGAGAGCAUGGGCCCACAGGUGGUCCUCAGCGCUGUCCCACUCCUCAUCACUGGGACUGAUGAUGACCUGGAGUUCCCACGCAGCUGGCUUAUCCCAGUCAUCAGAGAUAAUGUAAAGAACACCCAGCUGGCAUACUUCACCUCUUACUUCCUUCCCCUGGCAUCCACACUAAAACAGAGAGCGGAUGAACUCGAGAAGACAGGACAGAAGCUGGUGGCAAAAGUGUAUCAGACAUUACAGUUGCAGAUCUGGACGAUGCUUCCUGGGUUCUGCACUAAGCCCACUGAUGUGGUCAGCUCGUUUAAGGGCAUUGCCCGCUCACUGGGUAUGGCCAUCACUGAGCGCCCUGAUCUCCGCAUGUGCAUCUACCAAGCCCUGCGCACACUCAUCCACAAGAGCUGUGAGACAGAGGAGGAGAAGGCAGAAGUGGGCCGCUUCGCUAAGAACUUUUUGCCCAUUCUAUUUAACGUCCACACACAGCAGCUAGCGCCUGGAGAAAGCGACCCAUCCAGGCUGGCUGUGCUCGACACCAUCAGAGCUUACCUGACAGUCAGUGAUCACAAGAUGGUAGGCUCUUUUCUGCAAAAAUCCUUGGAGAGGCUCAGCAGCCCUGACAACUCCGAGUUUACACGGUUUGCUUUGAUGGAUUUAGUGGUAGUAAUGUCUGCAUUUGUGGACGAGGAGGCUAUGGCACAAACAUACGAACAAAUCAAACCCUACUUGGAGAGUAAGGAGUCUGGUAUUCAGAAGAAAGCAUACCGGGUGUUGGAGGAGAUGUGUGGUGGAGAAAGGGAGCCAUGUAAGCAUUUUGUCUUGGCCAAUCUGGAACAGCUCAAGGUGGUCCUGCUGGACAGUCUGAAGAGCGCAUCCUCACCUGCCAAAAGACCCAGACUGAAGUGCCUCAGUCACAUUGUGAGGCAGCUGAAUGAAGAACACAAGGACUUCAUCACUGCACUUCUCCCUGAGGUUAUAAUUUGCACGAAGGAAGUCUCUGUUGGAGCACGCAAAAAUGCCUACUCCCUCUUGGUGGAGAUCGGCAAUGCCUUUAUCCGGUUCUGUGGAAACACCACAGAUGCCUUGAAUGAGUACUUGGGCCAUGUGUACAUUGGGCUCACUGGAUCAGUCACGAUGAUUACCUGCACUGUACUGGCCCUUACCAGACUUGUGUUUCAGUACAAAGACUCCAUAGACGUAUCAUCACUGGAGCAGCUGCUGCACAACGUCUGCUUGCUGCUCACAUGCAGGACAAGGGAGAUUGUCAAGGCCUCUUUAGCCUUCAUCAAGGUCAUCCUCUUCAUCCUGGAUGUAAAAGUUCUAGCCAGUCAUGUGACCGUUAUUAUGGAAGGCAUUGGCAGUAUGAAAGACGACAUGAGAAGACACUGCAGGACAAAGCUGAAAAACAUUUUCACUAAAUUAAUCCGCAAGUUUGGCUUCGAGCUGGUCAAGAGCAUGCUGCCUGCGGAAUUUCACAAAGUGCUGGCGAACAUCCGUAAAGUGGAGGCCAGAACGAAGAGACGCAAGCUGGUGAACAAGGCUGAGGAGGAAGGUUCAGACAGCGAGGAAGACACUCCUAAAACCAAAACUGACAGUAUUGAGGACAUCCUGGCAGAGACGGACUCUGAUGACUCGGAGGAUGAGAAGCCUAAAAAAGGCCAGAAGAAGCCAGUUAAACAAAAGGCGCAGGCCUGGCUGAAAGAAGGAGUGUCUGAUGAACCGCUCAACUUCCUUGAUCCUAAAGCAGCACAGAGAGUUCUCUCCACCAACCCUGACUUGAAGAAGACACCCAAGAUUGAGCAUGGCUUCAAGGUGACAUCAGACGGGAGAUUGAUCAUUAAAGAUGACGAUGAGGAAGAUGAUGGAUCUAAAGGUGACAAGGAAAUUGAUGAUAUCUUGAAAGAGGCUGGAGUGAAAAUGAAAAAGAGCCAGAAGAGGAAAAUUGAAGAUGAUAUGCAUGAUGACAUGGAGAUUGAGCCACAACUGAAAUAUAAAGCUGGAGGCAGUGGGAUUCACAGACCUCUGGGAGGAAGAGAGGAGUCAGGUGCUGAUUACAAAGCUAAGAAAGGAAAAGGUGACAUUAAGAAGAAGGGGAAGCACGACCCAUAUGCCUACAUCCCUCUUAAGAAGGCCCAGCUCAACCGCAGGAAAAAGGCCAAACUGCAGGGCCAGUUUAAGGGCAUGGUCAAAGGAGCGAAGAAGGGAGCGCUGUCUGGAAAGAGAAUGCAGAAAAAUAAGAGGAGAGCCUGAGAUAUAUAUAUAAACAGUUGUAAUAUUUCUAAAUGUGGAUGGACAGUUUUGUUUAUGGACUACCUUAAAGAGGUUAUAGUCUGGAUCGGAUCACUUCAUCUUGCUACAUCAUGCUUUGUGGCCUAGAAAUGUGAGGAAGGUUGCAAACGUGUUCCACUAGUGCAACUAAGAAAGUUGUUCCACUACUGAGAUUACGACUAACUGUGUUCCUCUCAUCAGUGUGUGCUCCUUUCCCACCAAAUGGUUGUUUUGAAGGUGGAAAUGGGUGGAUUACACAAGAUGGAAUUGUGAGAUAAAUGUAUUUAUGUGUUGGAAAGUAAACAUGGUUAAAACUGAGAAA
Pangasianodon hypophthalmus (striped catfish) is the source of this 4275-nucleotide messenger RNA. It is a transcript of the gene rrp12, whose product is annotated as ribosomal RNA processing 12 homolog. The transcript has 34 exons. The record is from RefSeq and is a predicted model, not a curated record. The coding region runs from base 78 to 3935 and encodes 1285 amino acids. NCBI's taxonomy places the organism in Eukaryota, Metazoa, Chordata, Actinopteri, Siluriformes, Pangasiidae.